AUGGCGCCACCUCAGAUCAAGCAGGAUCUCAACCGGUCUGGCUGGGAAACAACCGACUUCCCUUCCAGCUGCGAGAAUUGUCUACCUGAUAACCCCUAUGUCCAAAUGCUGAAAGAAGAGUAUGGAGCCGAAUGCAAGAUAUGCACCCGCCCAUUCACCGUCUUCCGCUGGAAAGCCGAUCGGACCGCCAGAACCAAGCGAACAAACAUUUGCCUCACUUGCGCUCGAUUGAAGAACUGCUGCCAGUGUUGUAUGCUCGAUCUGUCUUUCGGCUUGCCUAUCACAGUUAGAGACGCCGCUCUCAAAAUGGUUGCACCGGGUCCACAGUCCAGCAUUAACCGUGAGUACUACGCCCAAGAGCACGAGAAGGAAUUAGAAGAAGGACGAGGCGCAGUUGAAGCAUAUGAGAAGACGGAUGAGAAGGCCAGGGAUCUACUACGCAGAUUGGCCAACAGUGAGCCAUACUACAAGAGGCAAAGACGACUGGAAGCAGAGGGUCAUCAACCCGGUCAACAACAAGAACCGAAAGAGCAGAAGCAAAGCAGCUAUGGCCCGGGACCUAUUCGAACUGCGGACUCCAGAAAAUCUGGGGGCGCGCACCGCGGCGCGAAGACAGGACCUGGUAAUGCCAGAGCCGUCACACUGGCACGACCUCCCCAGCCCGAAGAUUGGCUGCCUCCCACCGACCCCAACAUCACGUCGCUCUUCGUCACCGGCGUCGAGGACGAUCUGCCGGAACAUGCGAUUCGUUCAUUUUUCACUCCUUUCGGCCAGAUCCGGUCUAUUGUCUGUUCCCACCGAGCACACUGCGCAUUCAUCAAUUAUGCCACAAGAGAAGGAGCCGAGGCUGCUGCGGCGCAUUGCCAAGGGAAAGCAGCCAUUCAAGGAUGUCCGCUGCGAGUUCGGUGGGGCAAACCGAAACCGUUAGACAACACAGACCGGGAGCAGAAAAUAAGCUGGGCAAGAGAAGGUAGGGAAGCCGCAGCCGCUGUCAGAUCUCAGCAGUCUGGCCAGAGGGCUCUCGCCACGGUCGACGGCCAAGCUCAAAAUGAGGACGGAGAUGCUGAAGGAAAUGCCAGCAUCGCUGUAAUGCCUCCACCAGGCCAAGGGGAAGUCACCUAUGCUAGUCUCGCUGGUGAUUGA
Molecule: messenger RNA, 1143 nt
Organism: Fonsecaea erecta
Lineage: Eukaryota; Fungi; Ascomycota; Eurotiomycetes; Chaetothyriales; Herpotrichiellaceae
Product: pre-mRNA-splicing factor slt11
Exons: 1
Coding region: 1-1143 (380 amino acids)
Cellular component (GO): U2-type catalytic step 2 spliceosome; Prp19 complex; U2-type catalytic step 1 spliceosome
Molecular function (GO): U6 snRNA binding; pre-mRNA binding
Source: RefSeq, a predicted model, not a curated record